UCUCUCUUUCUCUCUCGCCGCCUCCUCUCUCCGUCUCGCUUCGGUUCCUUCCUCGAGUCGAAACCUCGCGAAGCCGCCGCCGCCGCCGCCGACUCUCGCUAGGGCUAGGGUUUUCCUCCCGCCGCCGGGAGCCCCUCCCCCUGCAACCGCGCAAGGGAUGGCUAUGCAAGUUGGGGAAUCAGUUGCUCCUUUAAGUCCACAAAUGAUUGGAAAUGCGUUUGUUCAACAAUACUACAAUGUUCUCCAUAGUUCACCGGGUCAAGUUUGUAAGUUCUAUCAUGAUUCAAGCACCCUUGGUCGACCAGAUUCUAAUGGAACCAUGACAUCUGUAACCACAUUGACUGCUAUCAACGAUGAAUUUCUCUCUACGGACUUCAGUAGCUGUUUGAUUAAGUUAGAGAAUGUGGAUGCACAGUUAUCCCUCAAUGGUGGUGUGCACAUUUUGGUAACUGGAUCUAUUGGACACAAUGGCACUAUGAGGCAUAGAUUUAGCCAGUCAUUCUUCCUUGCUCCACAAGAAAGCGGAGGCUAUUUUGUUCUGAAUGAUAUGCUAAGAUAUGAUUCUCUGCAAGAAACACUGUUGACUGAGACAAAUGAUUCUCCACAAGAAAGACUGUUGACUGAGAUAAAUGAUUCUCUGCCUAACCAUGUUGAUGAUAACACUCACAGUGUCACAUUUACAUCUGAGCCAGAGACUUCAGGCAAUGUCAAUGAGACUGCAGACUUGGAGCUUCCAUCUGCAGAGAAUGUCAAUGACAAUGUUGAGAAUCUGCCUGCCAAUGACAGUUCUCCCGAAGAAAAUGUUCUUGUUGAGGCAUGCACGGAAGUGGUUAGUUCGUGUGCAGAGAACAUUCCUGCAGCUGCACCUGCACCUGCUCCUCGUGCCUCGACUCAGAAGGAUGUUACUAAACAGUCAUAUGCAUCAGUUGUUAAGGUUACAAAGGAGGGCACACCAACUCCACCUGUUGCAAAGCCCAAGCCCAAACCCAAACCAAAGCCAACUGCAAAAGUGACUGACAAUGUGGAGAAAGCUGUGUCCUCACCUGUGAAACCUACUAAUGCAGCUGAUACCACAUCUCCAAAUGACAAAAAUGUUCUUGUUGAGCAAGGGUAUUCUGUUUAUGUAAAGCACUUACCUUAUGAAUGUACCACGAAAGAUGUUGAGGAAAAGUUCAGGAAAUUUGGUGCUAUCAGGCCUGGUGGUAUUCAAGUUCGACACCGUCAGCCCGAUGGAUUCUGCUUUGGCUUUGUUGAAUUUGAGUCUCGGCAAUCCAUGCUAGCAGCAAUUGAGGCCUCUCCAGUUUCUAUUGGCUCAAAAGCAUCCAUUGUUGAGGAGAAACGAACUACAACUCGAGUUGUUAAUGGUGUCACCCAUAUUGAAAACAAUGGCAAUGCUCGGGGUGGUCGGUUCCAGCAAGACAACAGAGGUGGUGGAUACCGUGGGGACAACUUCAGGGGACGAGAAGCAGGUUUCGUGAACAAUGGUAACUACCGUGAUGGUGAUAACAUGAGGAACGGAUUCAGAAAUCAGAACGAGUACUCAGGGCGUGGUCGUGGGCCUCAGGGGAAUGGUUACCAUCAGAAUGGUAACGGUGGUGGUUACCAUCAGAAUGGAAAUGGAUACCAUCAGAACGGUGAUGGAUACCAUCAGAAUGGGAACAGAUACAAUCAGAACGGGAACAGAUACCAUCAGAACGGAGAUGAGUACUAUCAGAACGGCAAUGGCAAUGGACAUCGGCAGAAUGGGUCUGGAUACUAUCAUCAGAAUGGGAAUGGCUAUCGUCAGGACCGCAUCUUCCACAAUGGGAAUGGAAAUGGGCGGCCUGCUCGCUUCAAUGGACCCAGGCAAACACCGGUUCAAGCGUAGGCGUUUCUUGAAUAUCCAAAAAAUCCUUUUGUCAAUCCUAGGAUCGCCUUAUUUAUCUGUGUUCUUUUGCACCCCAUUCGGCUGCGACAAAGUUCAGUCCCAGCCCUUCGUUUUGCCUCGAUGCUUUUGCUGACUAGUUGGCAUGUUCUGGAUGUACUUGGUGAGACCAGGAAGUGUAAUUUUGGAAAGGUUGGGAGCUUACUGCAAGGUUCGUGACUUCAUGUCGAGACAUGCUAUCUAAUAUAUGCAUUAGUAUUUAUGGCACGCAGAUGGAUGAAGGAUCUGUUGUGUGCUUUUCCUUAUGAGAAAGCUUGGUGUUCUAGUUGUUUCA
Messenger RNA from Oryza sativa Japonica Group (Japanese rice), 2198 nucleotides. RefSeq names its product nuclear transport factor 2. Lineage: Eukaryota; Viridiplantae; Streptophyta; Magnoliopsida; Poales; Poaceae. The record is from RefSeq and is a predicted model, not a curated record. Gene Ontology annotation, cellular component: cytosol; ribonucleoprotein complex. Gene Ontology annotation, molecular function: mRNA binding.